Molecule: messenger RNA, 1465 nt
Organism: Lipotes vexillifer (Yangtze River dolphin)
Lineage: Eukaryota; Metazoa; Chordata; Mammalia; Artiodactyla; Lipotidae
Gene: TIGD3
Product: tigger transposable element derived 3
Exons: 1
Coding region: 13-1428 (471 amino acids)
Cellular component (GO): nucleus
Molecular function (GO): DNA binding
Source: RefSeq, a predicted model, not a curated record
UGUGGAGACGCCAUGGAGCUGUGCAGCAAGAAGAAGCUUCAUGCCCUGUCCCUGGCCGAGAAGAUCCAGGUGCUGGAACUCCUGGAUGAGUCAAAGAUGUCCCAGUCGGAGGUGGCCCGGCGCUUCCAGGUCUCCCAGCCCCAGAUCUCCCGCAUCUGCAAGAAUAAGGAGAAGCUGCUGGCGGACUGGUGCAGUGGCACGGCCAACCGGGAGCGCAAGCGCAAGCGGGAGUCCAAGUACAGCGGGAUCGAUGAGGCUCUGCUCUGCUGGUACCACAUUGCCCAGGCCAAGGCCUGGGACGUGACGGGCCCUAUGCUGCUCCACAAAGCCAAGGAGCUGGCCGACAUCAUGGGCCAGGACUUUGUGCCCAGCAUUGGCUGGCUGGUCCGCUGGAAACGCCGAAACAACGUGGGCUUCGGGGCCCGCCACGUAGUGGCGCCUCCGUUCACCCCUGAGCUGCCUCCCCCAGCUCCCACGCCCCAGGCCCAGCUACCUCUUUCUCUUAAAGAUUUCUCCCCAGAGGACAUUUUUGGGUGUGCUGAAGUGCCCUUGCUAUAUCGGGCAGUGCCCGGCAGAGUGGGUGUGUGUGAUCGGGUACAGGUACUGCUGUGUGCCAACAGCAGGGGCACAGAGAAGCGGCGGGUGUUGGUCAGUGGGCUCCAGGCUGCCCCAAGAUGCUUCUUUGGGGUCAGCAGUGAGGCCCUGCCCGCCUCCUACCACCCUGACCUGGCCAUCCCCUGGUCAGAAUGGUUGGCACAGUUUGAUCGGGACAUGGGGCGGCAGGGCCGACAGGUAGCCUUGCUGCUGGCUGCCCGAGUGGUGGAGGAGUUGGCAGGCCUGCCCGGGCUCGGCCACGUGAAGCUCUUGCCUCUGUCCGCUGCUAGCACCACGCCUUCCCUGCCCAGCUCCGUGGUCCAGGCCUUUAAGGCCCAUUACCGGCGCCGUCUGUUGGGCAAGCUGGCUGCCGUCCAGAGCGAGAGGGCUGGCACAUCGCUAGCUGAGGCCGGGGCAGGCAUCACAGUGCUGGAUGCUCUACACAUGGCAGCAGCGGCCUGGGCCAAGGUGCCUCUCCAGCUCAUCGUGAGCAGCUUUGUUCAGGAAGGGCUGGCUCCAGGCAAAACGGCCCUGGCCCCGCACAAAGCCUCGGAGAUGCCACCCGUCCCCGGUGGGCUGAGCCUCGAGGAGUUUUCCCGCUUUGUGGACCUGGAGGGUGAGGAGCCUGUGUCUGGAGUGUGCAAAGAGGAGGUGGGCACCGAAGACCAGGUGGGGGGCAGAGAGGACGGCUUGGAGCCCCUGCCCACCAAAGCCGAUGCCCUCCGGGCUCUGGGCACGUUGAGGAGGUGGAUUGAGUGCAAGGGCACCGGCCCUGAGCUGUUUGCAAAUUUCUACGCCUGUGAGGAGGAGGUGGAGCGACUCUGCUGCCUGUGAAGGGCCCUUCCAGCCGGAGCCCCUCCUCUCCUGUUUC